This is a messenger RNA of Acytostelium subglobosum LB1, 921 nucleotides long. RefSeq lists its product as hypothetical. The annotation marks the transcript as partial. Gene Ontology annotation, molecular function: phosphatidylinositol transfer activity. The transcript has 3 exons. The record is from RefSeq and is a predicted model, not a curated record. Lineage: Eukaryota; Evosea; Eumycetozoa; Acytosteliales; Acytosteliaceae.
AUGGGAAAGAAGAAGAAGUCAUCAAAGACAUCAACUACAAAUACACAGCCGCCGACGAACAAUAAUGAGAGUGAUACUUCAUCGCCAGCAGGCUUCAAUCCUCUGGCAAACCUAACAGAGAAGCAACUCGAUAUGUUCAAUCAGUUCAAAGAUAAACUAAAGACAUUGGAUCUUACUGAUAAAGAGAAAGCAUGGAUAACUGAUAUGAUGGUGUUGAGAUACUUGCGCGCUCGUGAAUAUGACUUGAAUGCAUCGUUCAAUCUGUUGAAGGGUACAUUGGAAUGGAGGAAGUCUUAUAAAGUUGACGAGAUCACUGCCGAAUAUCUUAGCUAUGAGGCAUCCACUGGAAAACAAUACUGCUAUGGCAAGACCAAAGAUGGUAAACCAGUUAUAUACAUGCGUCCAGUGCGUGAGAACACAAAGAACUACGAGCGACAGAUACAACUGUUGGUCUACACCUUGGAGCGAGCAAUUGAACAGAUUGACAACUCAACAGAGACUGGUAUUGAACAAUUGGCUAUAUUGAUCGACUUUAAUGGCUACUCAUUGUUCAAUGCACCACCUUUGUCCGUUUCGAAACAGACAUUGGAGAUAUUGUCGGACCACUAUCCAGAGCGCCUGGGCACGGCAUUUGUCGUCGACCCACCAAUGAUAUUCAACAUACUGUAUAAUGCCAUCAUGCCCUUUGUCAACCCGGUGACGGCCAAGAAGAUUGUGUUUGUCAAGGGUGACAAACAGAAGCAAAAGACCUUUCCCCUUCACUUUGAGUUGGAACAGCUCGAGAGUCCGAUGACUGGCACCAGCGACUUUGUCUACGAUCACAACAUCUUUUGGCGCAACGAGAUCAUCCAAGACAGAAUCAAGCGAUCACUUCCAGCAUUGUCCGACGACGAGAUGACUGCUGCAUUGGAAAUCAAGAAC